Lonchura striata (white-rumped munia) is the source of this 947-nucleotide messenger RNA. RefSeq names its product toll-like receptor 1. Gene Ontology annotation, molecular function: lipopeptide binding; signaling receptor activity; Toll-like receptor 2 binding. The record is from RefSeq and is a predicted model, not a curated record. Lineage: Eukaryota; Metazoa; Chordata; Aves; Passeriformes; Estrildidae. Gene Ontology annotation, cellular component: plasma membrane. Gene Ontology annotation, biological process: toll-like receptor signaling pathway; cellular response to bacterial lipopeptide; inflammatory response.
GUUUUCCUGAGAACACUUUCUGCUUUUUCGGACAGCAGGGAUUUCUGGAUUAGAACAAAGAUGGACAGUUAAGAAAAGUAUUGAGCGUCUUCAAGGAAACAGAAAACAGUAUGACACAGAAUACAAGCUUUUUUAGAAACUGUUUUCUUUACAAGUGUCUGUUUGCAUUAAGUUUUUGGAGCCACAUCAGCCUGUCUGUGGAAGAUGAACUCUUUACAUCUGUUUCUAACAAUUUUCCAGAAGAUGAUUCUAAACAAAAAAUCAAGAGCCUGCCACUCCUGUAUACAAACAGUAAUCAGUCCAAAGCUGAUUUUGAUUGGGUUGUGAUACAAAAUACUACAGAAAGUCUGUCAUUGUCAGAAAUCACAAAUGACAAUGUAAAAAAAUUGAUAGCUUUAUUAUCUAAUUUCACACAAGGAUCCAGGUUACAAAAUCUGACACUGACAAAUGUGUCAGUGGAUUGGAAUGCUCUUAUGGAAAUUUUUCAGACUGUAUGGCACUCGUCCAUUGAAUACUUCAAUACUAACAAUGUAACACAACUGUCAGACAUUGAAAGUUAUGACUUUGACUAUUCAGGUACUUCUAUGAAAGCACUGACAAUGAAGAAAAUUAUAAUCACGGACAUGUACUUCACACAGGAUGACCUAUACAAAAUAUUUGCAGACAUGAAUAUUGAAGACAUGACAAUAGCUGAUUCUGAGAUGAUUCAUAUGCUUUGUCCUUCAUCUAAGAGUCCCUUUAGAUACCUAAAUUUUUUAAAGAAUGAUUUAACAGAUUUUCUUUUUCAAAAAUGUGACAACCUACAUCAGCUGGAGAUAUUAAUCUUGCAGAAGAAUAAAUUUGAGAGCCUUCGCAAAGUAAGCUCCAUGACCAAAAUCUUUCACUUCAUCAUAGAGAGACUUUCUUGGGUAUGCAUUGAAAAGCUGAAUCCAUUAAUUCUUGUUUGA